AUGCUCGACAUGAUCACAACAGACACUCUGUCUGCAGAGAUGGUGCAGGAAGUCCCCAGCGCCUUCACCAAGGAGCUUCCCGCUCCUGGCGAUAUCGUCACAGGAACUGUCGUGUCCUUGGUGGAGCGGGGCGCGUUCAUCGACCUGGAUGAUUCCAGCUGGAGAGGGCUCGUCCACGUCUCUGAAAUCUCGGACACAUUCAUCUCGAACAUCGAGGAAUGGCUCACUCCGGGUGACAAGGUGACUGCGGUGGUCAUCAGGGACGAGAAGAAGGACCGCAGGGUCCGGCUGUCGCUCUCCAUCCGCCGCGUCGCGAGGAAGCAGAUGAUCACCGACGCGGACGCGAGGCUUCCCGACGGAAGACUGCUUGGUGGACCUUUUCCACAACCUAUGGUCAGGCGAGCUGAGCCAGCUGAUGCUUCAUCUGCGGACUUGGCCGCCUUCACCCCGGAGGAGAGCAGCGUCGACAAGAUGCUCGAAAUGAUCACAACAGACACUGUGUCUGCAGAGAUGGUGCAGGAAGUCCUCAGCCCUUUCACCGAGGAGCUUCUCGCUCCUGGCGAUAUCGUCACAGGAACUGUCGUGUCCUUGGUGGAGCGGGGCGCGUUCAUCGACCUGGAUGAUUCCAGCUGGAGAGGGCUCGUCCACGUCUCUGAACUCUCGGACACAUUCAUCUCGAACAUCGAGGAAUGGCUCACUCCGGGUGACAAGGUGACUGCGGUGGUCAUCAGGGACGAGAAGAAGGACCGCAGGGACCGGCUGUCGCUCUCCAUCCGCCGCGUCGCGAGGAAGCAGAUGAUCACCGACGCGGACGCGAGGCUUCCCGACGGAAGACUGCUUCGAGGACCUUUUCCACAACCUGUGGUCAGGCGAGCUGAGCCAGCUGAUGCUUCGUCUGCGGACUUGGCCGCCUUCACCCCGGAGGAGAGCAGCGUCGACAAUAUGCUCGAAAUGAUCACAACAGACACUGUGUCUGCAGAGAUGGUGCAGGAAGUCCUCAGCCCUUUCACCGAGGAGCUUCUCGCUCCUGGCGAUAUCGUCACAGGAACUGUCGUGUCCUUGGUGGAGUGGGGCGCGUUCAUCAACCUGGAUGAUUAUGGCUGGACUGGGCUCGUCCACGCCUUUGAAAUCUGGGACAUAUUCAUCUCGAACAUCGAGGAAUGGCUCACUCCGGGUGACAAGGUGACUGCGGUGGUUAUCAGGGACGAGAAGAAGGACCGCAGGGACCGGCUGUAG
Prorocentrum cordatum is the source of this 1236-nucleotide messenger RNA. The record is from the annotation of a GenBank genome assembly. Lineage: Eukaryota; Dinophyceae; Prorocentrales; Prorocentraceae.